UCAUGCUGUUUGUAUAUGCCUUCGUGUACUGUAUCUCUUGCCAUGCUUGAACUGUCAGCUCUCCAAACUCAGCCUCUCUUUAUGCCAAAUAGAUUUAUUCCACAAACGUGUGUGUGUGUGAUGCGUGAAACCCCAAAUGCACACCACGCCAUUGUCUGUCUCAAUUUUCCUCAGUGUGUGAGAGUGGACACACACAUUUCUCCAUCAGCAUACGUCUGUAUGUGUGUCAAACGCAGUUGCUCUGCCUCGGGUCCCUCCAAGCUCCAGUCUUCUAGCUUCAGUGCUCUCAUCGCCUCAGUCUGUGGACAGACACAUCCUCUACCCUCUCUUGCUGGAGUGUAGCUGCUUUGCCUUGGCGUACCUCUGGCCUCCAUGAAUACAGCUGAGGAAAUCCUGCCUGUCCCUGGAAGAUGGGAAAUACCUCCAAAAUUACCCAUUUUGUUUCCACAAUUCCAAAGGAGCAUGAUGUCUUCAUGGGUUCCAUAUACACAAUCUUCUGUAUUCUGUCACUCUUGGGAAAUGGCAUUCUUCUGCUUGUGGCAUAUCGUAAGAGGUCGUCUCUGAAGCCUGCUGAGUUUUUCAUCAUAAAUUUAUCUAUUAGUGACCUAGGGAUGACAGUUACUCUGUUUCCCCUGGCGAUUCCAUCAGCAUUUGCUCACAAGUGGUUGUUUGGGGAGUUGACCUGUUUGUGCUAUGCUGUAUGUGGUGUUCUCUUUGGCUUGUCCAGCCUGACAAACCUUACAGCUCUGUCUUCCGUCUGCUGCCUCAAAGUCUGCUUCCCAACCUACGGUAAUAAAUUUUCCUACUCUCAUGCAUGCCUGAUGAUAGUGGGGGUGUGGUGCUAUGCCACUGUGUUUGCCGUGGGGCCCUUAGCAAGUUGGGGUCACUUUGGUCCUGAACCCUAUGGGACAGCAUGCUGCAUAGACUGGUACGCACCAGGCAACAACGCGCUGGCCAUGUCUUACAUCAUCUGCCUCUUCCUCUUCUGCUAUGCACUCCCAUUAGCCUUCAUUGUCCUCUCCUACAUCAUGAUCCUCAUCACUGUAAGAGGGUCACGGCUGGCCAUACAGCAACAUGUGUCUCCACAGACCAAGACAACAAAUACACAUGUCCUCAUUGUAAAGCUCUCAGUGGCGGUGUGUAUCGGUUUUCUGAGUGCAUGGAGCCCCUAUGCGGUUGUGGCAAUGUGGACUGCGUUUGGAGAGCCCAGUCAAGUCCCACCUCUAGCUUUUGCUCUAGCGGCUAUCUUUGCCAAGUCCUCUACCGUCUACAACCCUGUUGUGUACCUGCUAUUCAAACCCAACUUUCGUAAAUCUUUGAGCAGGGACACAGCUCAAAUACGAAGACGAAUUUGUUCCAGCCCAUGUAAGGGAAGCCCUUUGCCUGAAGUAAAGGAUCUUUACCCGCAAUCAUCCCUCCAAUGCAAUAAGGAUGUUAGCAAUUCCACUCGCUUUUCCAAUGGCCUAGCGGAUAACCACAGUGCUUGUCUUCAAUGCACAGAGACAGACCCUCAUAGUCAACAGGCCUCGCCUCAAAGAACUGCAUGCGUGCUCAUCGGUACAUCCUACAGCGAGGUGACUAUGAAUCAGAUGCCAGAGGCAAUGCAAGUUGACCUUAUGUGAAUACCCAUCAGGCUUGCUUUAUGCCACAACUAGGAUAAAUGUAAGGAGAAAAUGAAUGGAUAGCCUCAAAGUAUAACCUCUGGCAAACAUAAGCCAAAGAUAAGCCAAAAAUCGCAUUGCAUUUGGGUCAUGUAUAUGAGUUCUGUUCAGAAAACCAUUCAAACAAUGCAUAUGAAACUGAGGAACUUAAAUGUACGAUAGAUUAAAAAAAUAGAAAAGAUAGUGAAGGUGAUCAGGGCUGUGUUUCUCAAAAGCAUCAUAAGCCUAAAUUGAUCGUAAAAACGAUCGUACGAGUGAUCUUAAUAUUACGGUCUGUUUCCCAAAAGCAUCGUAACUUAAGUAGCACUUGAAAAUCAUCUUAGAUCUACGAGUGCUCUGGAGUAAUCGUAAAGCCCUAAGUACAUCAUAAGAAGACAGAUUUAUGAAGUCACCUGCAGGACAACCGGAGAAUUGCGCUUCAACUUAAACAUGCCUAUAUGUGAUUUAUUUAGUUUUUUGUUUGUUUAAAUCUUUUAAAUUACAAAACUAAAUUACUAAAAAACACAGUACAAUAAAAAUGAAAUGACUGAACAUACAUUAAUAAAGUAAAGAAUAAAAAUAUAUAUAGUAUGGGCAAGUUGUUGGUAACAAGGGAUGCAUGUUUGUUGCUGGAUCGCUGUAUUAAAGUUACUCCAUAUUUUAUGCAAAGUAAAAAUGUUGUGUUUAAAAGAGAAAUGGUAAAAAUGCUUACUUGGUGAUUGUCAGUGUCUUUGUUUUUCUCCUGCUGCUGUAGCCUAGUGCAGCCGUGAUUUCUUCUUUGAAACUAUUGUGAACUAUCCUCUAAUUAUUUAGAGGAGCCAUGUGAUUAAAGGUUUUCAGACUGUUACAAACCUUAUUUACAUUUACAUUUAGUCAUUUAACGGACGCUUUUAUCGAAAGCGACUUACAAAGAGUUUAAGGAGCAAUAAGCGAUAUGUCAUACAGGAGCAAUAAUGCAAUAGGUGCCAAUACAAAGUUACUGGUUUCAACAAAAGCUAGACCACUACCUGUUGAGAGAAAGAGAGAGGGUUAGUGUUAGGAAGUUAGGAAGAAUGUUCCACCAGGAAGGAGUUGUGAAGGAGAAUGAGCGGGAAAGUGAUUUACUGCCCUUAUGAGAAGGCAAUACAAGAUGCCGCUGGUUUGCUGAACGCAGGGAUCUUGAUGGGGUGUAGGAGUGUAGGAGGGUGUGGAAGUAUGUCUUGUAGGCAAGCAUUAGUGACUUGAAUAUGAUACGGGCUUCAACUGGUAGCCAGUGGAGAGAGAGGAAAAGGGGCGUCACAUGAGCCCUUUUGGGCUGUUGGAAGAUGAGGUGUGCUGUUGCGUUCUGAACCAGCUGGAGCGGUUUGAUAGCCUUUGCAGGAAGACCAGCAAGGAGAGCAUUGCAGUAGUCCAACCUUGAGAUUACCAGGGCCUGGACAAGGAGUUGUGCCGCAUGCUCAGUGAGAUAGGGUCUAACCUUUCUAAUGUUGAAUAAGGCAUAUCGGCAUGACCGCGUUGUCUUUGCAAUGCGAUCAUUGAAGGACAGCUGUUCAUCAAAUAUGACUCCGACGUUCCUGGCUGUUUUGGAAGGAGUGAUUGUGGUAUUGCCAAGUUGGAUGGUGAGAUCGUGUUGCACCAUGGGGUGUGCCGGAAACACAAGUAGUUCUGUCUUGGCCGGGUUCAGCUGGAGGUGAUGCUCUUUCAUCCAACCUUAUACAAGUAAAUUACACACUGCCUAUCAUAUGUUCCAACAACUGCAGAAGGCAAUACUUAAUGAAACUGAAUGCCUGAUUUGCUGAGAAAUUGGAUUGAUUAGCUCUUCCCUUUAUCGUCCUCUAAUUGAAAGGUUCAUAUUCAUAAUGAACACACUUUGUUCUUAUUAUUAAUAAAGUGCUGGUAAUGCAUGUGUACAAUUGUCACGGUUUGCGCAGGGAACAGACAAAACGAGCAGGUAAUCAGAAGGAUAUCUUUAAUCCACGACGAACUCAGGGAAAACACAACACCAAAACAUUCAAUACUGGAAACUGAAACAACCAAAGAAGAGAACUUAUAUAACACAGAUAAUGAGACAUAAACAGGUGACGUGGAUAAACUAAUAAUGUUCAAAUGAUGGGGAUCAGGUGAGAUGGUGAAAAGGAUUAUGGGAAGUGUAGUCCAGUUGUAAGUGAGGGCAGAUGGUGGAUUGUGACAACAAUAAACAUUUUGUUUGGAGCUAGAAAGCUAGAUAUUACAUAGGCCCUAAUAAAAACUUAACUUGAAAUUGCCACCUCCACACCACCCAAAAGUGGUUCAACAAAUACAUACAGCAUUUUUUUUACUUUUGAUUUUACAUUUUGUAUUUUCCAUAGAACGUGCUAAAUACAUUGCACAAUUACAGUAGAUAAGUCCUAUAUACACAUAGAAAAAAUAUUACACGUUGCACAAAAAAUAUGUUAACCAACAUUAAACAAUAUUCACCUGCACAUCUGGUGAAAAUAAUUAGCCUAAACAUUUCGAAAACAAGCGCGUGCUACAAAAACGAGCCAUUGUAUAAGGUGACAUUUCAGCACCUGACAAACAGAUAGCGACUCGUAAGUACUUAAAGCACUGCUACGUGCAGUCGUGUUAAGUGCAUUUUUGGGAAACGCACGUGAAACGAUGAAGAACAUUCGCAAAAUCGCUCGUAGAAAACGCUCUUAUGUGCUAAGAUCCAUCGUUAUCGGGAAACGCAGCCCUGAUCAAUUCUGUAAUACUUAGAAUCUGUAAAUCACAGAAAAUUCAAAUUCAUUCCAAUGGAGCAAUCAACAGUAAUCGAAGGGGCGGGUCUUAACAAGUGAUUACUGAGAUUACCAAGAAAAUAGUCGAUGUGAAAAUCGGUGAAAUCAAUGGUGUCCAGUACAAUUCACUAAAAAGCCACAAUGCUCAAAGGACACGUAUGUGAAUUAUUCAUUAUCUGUCUUUUAUAAACCAAGGCUUUUAAACCAAACACGGCCAUAAUAUUAAACAGUCCAAAUGUUCAAUUGAUCAUAGAUCUGGUCAUAGGGUUUUCUUGGGUGGGGCUGAAUCUUAUUUAUUUAUGUUAUUUUUAUUAAUACUUGGUCUUUCUCACUGAGUACUUGUGUAAAAAUUUUGAGAUUUUUUCAAUCAGAUGUAAAUUUGAGCAUAACAUCUGUCACAGUAUUUUAUUCUGUACCAUACCUAAUUAUCUGUUUAGCCAAUACUGUUAGAGGCCAUGCACCAUUAAACAGUCUGUGAAUCCACAAUGCACUGUGGUUUAUAUUUGAAUGAGAUAACUCCGUUUUUAUAAUUUUUCUUCAAAAAUAAUGUUUUUUUAUUGUGCAUUCCAAUUGUUAUCAAUCAAACUGCAGUUGGUUUGUUUUGAUUUAAGCCAUAAUAACUAAAUAAAUACAGCUAACUAACACAAUAAAACACAAUAAAAACAUGAUAACAUAAUAAAAAAUAUGAUUUUUGAAAAAUUUGUUUAUCAAAAGGAGUUAUCUCAUUUUGGAACCAAACUCUUCAUUUAUACUAUGUAUAUUGUGGUUUAAAUUCCACAAGAAAGGAUUAUACAUAAAAGUGUUGCAUGCAAUAGUUUCAUAAAAAGCAGCUGCUUAUCAGAUGAUCAUUACAUGAACUGUGAAAGACAUUUGUGGAUGAGGGAAUUUAAUAUCACAUGACCGUUUGUAACAAUGCAGCAUUUGUCAACAACAUUUUGUUUAACCACAGAGAGUUGUGAUUGGCAAAGGCGAGACUAAAAUAGCUCAUGAAGCAGAUGGAAAGCUGACUUAUGAGGAUAAAAGCUGAUUUAUGAAGAGAUUUGACCUUUUUAAUCCAAUGUUGCAUACUGUGCUUAUCUAAUAUUAAUGUCAUAAGGUAGCAAAAUAACACACCUAACGUUUGAUUUAUGGAGGAAUGCUUUGGGUAAGGUUGCAAGGUUGACAAUUAUACUGUAUGGUAAAGUACUACAAAAUAUGAAUUUCUAAGGUAGAUAAAUUGGCUUGAGUGAUGUUUUUCUUGUUUUGUUUUUUUUUGCUCUCAAAACAAUUAUAUAACUAAGAAGUUUUUUUUCUUACUUGAUUUUGCCUAACAUCUCUUGACAGGUUAAAAUGCACACCGUCUUAAUUAAUGUGUUUUUGGAUGUUUGAUAUAGUGUAAAUAGUUAUAUAGUAGUCGUGGCAAAAUUUCUUAAAAACACAUUAUAUUUUUCCCUAAAAAUAAAUUGGAAAAUGAGGACUGAUAUAUUAUUAUUUAUAUGGUAACAUUGUUUUUUAUUACAGUUUUAUUAACUGUUUUACAGUAUACUGCAAUUAUCUACAAAUAACUUAAUUUUCCUAAAAUGAUUUAUUUAUGCAAAAUACACAAACAGUACAUUAUCACUGCAUAUGCAAUAUAUAUUUCUUUAGGUUUUGGCGUAAGUAGACGCGGACACAUAUUUUCAAACUCUAAUGUGACUAAUGUGAUUCACUGAAAUAUUGUGUCAAGCUUGAAGGGUUUCUGGGAAAAUACGAAUAACCUUGCCGAUUCCAAAUGACUCUGUUUAUUUUAAUAUGGACUAAUCCAUAGCCUGAACUCCAGUUAAAACUGCUUUGCCCCACCAGAGUUGUAUAAAUCCUCCUAAUUUUAGUAGUUGCGCUGAAUUUCCCCCUUUAAUUUAAAACCUGCAUUUUUCAGGCUGUGAGCAUUCAUUUCUGACUUAUAUCACACUGCCACUAUGUGGGGACUUCUUUGCUCGGAGGGCAGAUUUACAACAGGCUAAACAUAUUUAUAAAUCCGGCAUUAAUCCAUCACUUCAUCUGGAUUGCUAAUCUGCACCUAAAAUCUCUUCCACAAGGACAUUCACCUCUGACAAUCCAAAUCAACAAUUGUGACAGGCCUGUAUAUUUAUCAACAGUGUUAUGUUUUCUCGUCACACACAUGCUGUAAUGUAUUGUACAUGUUUUGUAAAUAAAAUUGAA
Triplophysa rosa is the source of this 6553-nucleotide messenger RNA. RefSeq names its product opsin 7, group member d (gene opn7d). Lineage: Eukaryota; Metazoa; Chordata; Actinopteri; Cypriniformes; Nemacheilidae. Gene Ontology annotation, molecular function: G protein-coupled receptor activity. Bases 411 to 1622 code for a protein of 403 amino acids. Gene Ontology annotation, biological process: visual perception; G protein-coupled receptor signaling pathway. The record is from RefSeq and is a predicted model, not a curated record. The transcript is spliced from 7 exons. Gene Ontology annotation, cellular component: membrane.